This is a messenger RNA of Acomys russatus (golden spiny mouse), 715 nucleotides long. It is a transcript of the gene Mpv17l2, whose product is annotated as MPV17 mitochondrial inner membrane protein like 2. Gene Ontology annotation, cellular component: cytoplasm; membrane. NCBI's taxonomy places the organism in Eukaryota, Metazoa, Chordata, Mammalia, Rodentia, Muridae. The record is from RefSeq and is a predicted model, not a curated record. Gene Ontology annotation, biological process: mitochondrial ribosome assembly. The coding region runs from base 24 to 626 and encodes 200 amino acids. The transcript has 5 exons.
CCCUGGCGUCCCGGUCGGCGGCGAUGGCUUCGGGCGGCUGGCAAUGGGCUCGGAAGGCGCUUGCAGCGGGGCGGCCGCUGUUCCAGGGCCGCGCACUGCUCGUCACCAACACGCUGGGCUGCGGCGCGCUCAUGGCUGCGGGCGACGGCGUGCGACAGGCCUGGGAGAUGCGCGGGCGGCCGGGACAGAGAUUCAACGCGCGGCGCUCAGCCAGCAUGUUCGCGGUGGGCUGCAGCAUGGGCCCCUUCCUGCACUUCUGGUACCUGUGGCUGGACCGUCUCCUUCCCGCCUCGGGCCUGCGAAGCCUCCCGAGCGUGAUGAAAAAGGUCUUGGUGGAUCAGACGGUGGCUUCCCCCCUGCUGGGCGUCUGGUACUUCCUGGGCCUUGGCAGCCUGGAGGGCCAGACGCUGGAGGAGAGCUGCCAGGAACUGAGGGACAAAUUCUGGGACUUCUACAAGGCUGAUUGGUGUGUGUGGCCAGCCGCCCAGCUGGUGAACUUCCUCUUCGUUCCGUCCCAUUUCCGCGUCACCUACAUCAACGGGCUGACACUGGGCUGGGAUACGUACCUCUCCUACCUGAAGUACUGGGCCCCUGAACCCCUUCCGGCUCCGGGCUGCACGAACUGACCGUGAGCGUGAAGCCGAUGAAGAGGCCGGCGGACACCCUCCAAAGCAGGCCCGGGCUGGCCGUCCCUUCUGAGCCCACCACGGAGACU